Molecule: messenger RNA, 666 nt
Organism: Miscanthus lutarioriparius
Lineage: Eukaryota; Viridiplantae; Streptophyta; Magnoliopsida; Poales; Poaceae
Source: the annotation of a GenBank genome assembly
AUGGCAAACGGGUACUUCCAAUCGAAAGGUAAAACAAUGCUUGCAAAAGCAGUAGCAACUGAGGCAGGUGCAAACUUUAUCAAUGUAUCAAUGUCAAGCAUUACUUCAAAGUGGGUUGGAGAUCAAGAGAAAUACGUCAAGGCCAUUUUCUCUCUAGCUAGUAAACUAUCUCCUGCAGUUGACAGUUUGCUAGGAAUGAGGGGAGGACCAACGGAGCAUGAGGCAACGCGCAAGAUGAUAAAUGAAUUUAUGAUACAUUGGGAUGGUUUGCAUACUAAAGAGCAAGUUCUUGGAGCCACUAAUAGGCCAUUUGACCUUGAUGAUGCUGUUAUUCGAAGGUUUCCUCGCAGAUUAAUGGUGAGCCUUCCUGACAAGUCAAAUAGAGAAAAGAUUUUGAAAGUAAUACUAUCCAAAGAAACUUUAGAACCAGAUGUGGAUCUUGAAUCAAUUGCCAAAAUGGCUGAUGGAUAUUCAGAAAGUGACUUGAAGAAUCUCUGUGUAACUGUGACACAUCGUCCCAUUCGUGAAAUUAUUGAGAAGGAAAAGAAGGAGAAGAGUCUGUCAAUAGCUGAAGGUUGGCCUGAGCCUCCGUUGUAUGGAAGGGAGGACAUUCGCCCACUUGGAAUGGAUGACUUGAAAUUUGCGCUUGGACAGGUGAAGGAAUAA